Messenger RNA from Symbiodinium necroappetens, 807 nucleotides. The record is from the annotation of a GenBank genome assembly. Lineage: Eukaryota; Dinophyceae; Suessiales; Symbiodiniaceae.
GCCCGGCAGGGAGGGCGCUGGGCCGUGGCGGAGGCUCUGCUCUCUUUGGCCCGGCGGAGGGCCUUGCAGCUGGACUCCUUCAGCCAGACAGGACUAAUGGACAGCCACUCCAGGCUGAAGCGCUGGGAGGCGGCCUUGCGCUGUUUCCACCGAAGGGAGUGCGGAAGGCGAAGCGUCUUCGAGUUCAACUGCGCCUUGCAAGCCUGCGCGCUGGGAGCCAAGCCGGGCUGGGCCGUCGCGAUGCUCCGGGACCUGCGCCAGUCCGGUCACGAACCAGAUGCGGUGACCUGGUCCACAGUACUCACGGCGAGCCGACGCCACUGGAAGCUGACAAUGGGGCUGCUGACACAGCUGAGACGUGAGGUGGCCUGGUGCAGGGACAGCACGAUGGCAAUAAUGGAGUCGCCUGCAAGCUUGCGCAGCUACCUGAGCGCCACGAACGCUGCACUCGGAUCCUGUGCCUUGCACCGUCGCUGGCAGCACUCCGUGGACUUGCUCGAGGCUUUGGCGCGCUUCGCUGCACAACCCAGUCCGAGAACUUACACGACCUGCUUCGCGGCCCUCGGUGCCGGCGAAACCCCGUGGCAGCUUACUGUCCGGCUGCUGUCGGUCGGUCACCACCAGUCCUCUCUGAGGGAUGCCUCUCUGCUCGCAGACGCCGCUGCCCGCUCGGCUGCACGCCGAUCAGAAUGGCAGGUUGCUCUGGUGUUGCUGGGGGCGCAUUGGCGGGGCCCUCUUGAGGAUGCGGCAUUGCUCGAUUGCAUCGCGGGAGCAUCGCCGCUGGAGGUGCAGCCGCGAAUCUUCGAG